AUGGCUGCUGCAAUCAAAGCCCUCAAUGCGAAGAUUCGCUCAAACAAGUACACGGAUUACUUCUGCUCGACUCAUUUCUGGGGUCCGGCGAGUAACUUUGGUAUCCCGAUUGCGGCGAUUGCGGAUAUGAGUAAGGAUCCUGAAAUCAUCUCCGGCCGCAUGACCGGCGCCCUUACCCUCUACUCCGGCACCUUUAUGCGCUACGCCCUAGCUGUCACACCAGCAAACUACCUGCUGUUCGGCUGCCAUGCCAUCAACUUCUCCUCGCAGCUCGUCCAAGGCUACCGCUACCUCAAUUACUGGAAUUUCGGCGGCAGGGAAGCCAGUCUCGAGGCGAAGAUGAAGAGUGGGGCUGAGACGGUGGGGGAUAAGGCGAGCGCGGUUGCGGCCAAGGUGGAGGAUAAGGCUAGGGGGGUUGUUGGGAAGUAA
Plenodomus lingam JN3 is the source of this 429-nucleotide messenger RNA. RefSeq names its product pyruvate transporter mpc1 (gene MPC1). Gene Ontology annotation, biological process: pyruvate import into mitochondria. The record is from RefSeq and is a predicted model, not a curated record. Gene Ontology annotation, cellular component: mitochondrial inner membrane. Lineage: Eukaryota; Fungi; Ascomycota; Dothideomycetes; Pleosporales; Leptosphaeriaceae.